AUGAGGAAAUUCAUUUUCAUCACCCUGAUUUUAAUGGUCCAACUCUUGGAAGUGGCUCAUUCUCAAUUUACCAUAAGACAUGGACGUCGUCGAUCGAGAAUGGGAAGAAUUGCGAACGAUGGUACGAUUCCAGGCUGCAAAAGCUGUAAUAAAGAUGAUUUUGACAAUAUCGACAGCAGUGACUACAAUUUGACAUGGACAUAUGGUGAAGAUGAUGGGUGUAUGACAGCACAUCAAACCUGCUAUUCUCUGAGUUCCAGAUGUGAGGUUGCGGCUUGGGUUACUCUAGAAGAUGAAACAAGAAUUGAAUACUCAAAAGCUAAUAUAAGCACUGGUUUGUACAUAUGUGAUUCAUCAUAUUAUGCGCUGAACGGAACUGCUGUGAAAGGAUACGGAUGUAAUACUUAUUGUUUGACCACAGAUAUUCGAACCGUUCCUGCUAGAAACACUUCAACAAGUACGACGACUACAACGACCACAACUACAACGACGACACCUCAGCCAACUACAACUACCACUGAACCUCCUACCACGACUACCACUGAACCUUUCACCACAACCACUGAACCUCCUACCACAACUACCACUGAACCUUCCACCACACCCACUGAACCUCUUACCACGACUACCACUGAACCUUCCACCACGACCACUGAACCUUCUACCACGACCACGGAGCUAACUACGACAACUACCCCUGAUGCAACCACUACUACCACUGAACUUACCACGACCACACCAUGUGUGACAACCGAGGAGUCAACCACGACCACUGUGCCAACUACCACGACUCCAUGUGUCACCACAGAAGUGCCCACAACUACCCCAGCACCAACCACCCAUGCCAACCAUGGAUGCCAUGUUGGGGGAUAA
Caenorhabditis briggsae is the source of this 873-nucleotide messenger RNA. NCBI's taxonomy places the organism in Eukaryota, Metazoa, Nematoda, Chromadorea, Rhabditida, Rhabditidae. The record is from RefSeq and is a predicted model, not a curated record. The transcript has 4 exons. Bases 1 to 873 code for a protein of 290 amino acids.